CCAAAAAAACCCUAAACGUGACCUGCGCCAUCUUCAUCCUCAAACAGCAUCUCCAUUAACGAAACAACAUCAUCCUCAUCUUCAUCGUUCGUCGCCUUCAUCGCACCCAUGACCGUUCAUCGCCUUCAUCCUCAUCUCUCUAAGCCAAUGACCCUCGCACCCGACCCUCUCUCUGUCGAACCCUUUCUCAACCCUCGUUCAUCUUCAUCGCACCCAGCCGUCAUCGCACCCAGCCGUCAUCUGUGUAAGCCAAUGACCGUCGCACCCAUACCGUUCGUCUAACCCUCGCACCCGACCCUCUCUCUGUGGAACCCUAUUGUUGUUUCUCAACCCUCGCCCAUCAACGCAACCCUCGUUGGCCCUCCUACUCCCUCAGCUCAGCGGUCUCUCUCUCGCAAACCCUCAUAAACACUGAUGGAUGAUCCUGUCCACAUUGAGAGGUUCAAUCAUGACUGCUCCAGGGAGCUUCAAGUGGCAUCUGCUGAGCGGCACAAGAUAUGCUCUCAGAAUUUUGACUUUUUCCUUGUGCUUGAUUUAGAGGGUAGGGUUGAGAUUCUUGAGUUUCCGGUUCUAAUGAUUAGUGCUAAAACAAUGCAAGUUGAAGACAUUUUCCACAGGUUUGUGAGGCCCACAGAAAUGAGUAAACAAAGAAUAAAUGAAUACAUUGAAGGGAAAUAUGGAAAAUUUGGGGUUGAGAGGGUAUGGCAUGACACAGCGGUACCCUUCAAGGAAGUUAUUCAAUAAUUUGAAGCUUGGCUAAUGCAACGUCAAUUGUGGAAAGGUGGGAGCCUUGUUGGUGCAGCAUUUGUAACUUGUAGAAAUUGGGAUUUGAAGACAAAGGUACCUCAGCAGUGUCAAGUGUCCAAACUAAAGCUUCCACCAUAUUUUAUGGAGUGGAUUAAUCUAAAAGAUGUAUAUCUCAACUUCUAUAAAAGAAGGGAUGAUGAGAGCCACAAUCACACACAGAGAGUUUUAAAGCAAAUGGUAGCAGGAGUUCUUCCUCCCACAUCAACUUUUUGUUAAUGAAUUCUUCCCCCAUCAACUUUUUGUUAAUAAUAGUUCUGCUGUAUAUCACUUUUUGUUUUUCCAUCCUUCAAAUCUUUGGGAACAUUACAGUUUUAAUUUAAAUUAUUAUUAUAGUAUGUAAAUAAUUAAUGUAAAUCAAUAAAAAAUUAAUUCU
This is a messenger RNA of Arachis duranensis, 1180 nucleotides long. RefSeq lists its product as uncharacterized. The transcript is spliced from 6 exons. The record is from RefSeq and is a predicted model, not a curated record. Gene Ontology annotation, molecular function: nucleic acid binding; 3'-5'-RNA exonuclease activity. Lineage: Eukaryota; Viridiplantae; Streptophyta; Magnoliopsida; Fabales; Fabaceae. Gene Ontology annotation, biological process: exonucleolytic trimming to generate mature 3'-end of 5.8S rRNA from tricistronic rRNA transcript (SSU-rRNA, 5.8S rRNA, LSU-rRNA).